Molecule: messenger RNA, 1579 nt
Organism: Rhipicephalus sanguineus (brown dog tick)
Lineage: Eukaryota; Metazoa; Arthropoda; Arachnida; Ixodida; Ixodidae
Exons: 5
Coding region: 72-797 (241 amino acids)
Source: RefSeq, a predicted model, not a curated record
CGCCCUCUGGAGUAACCAGAAACGCGGCUACGUCUUGUCGGAGUCCAACUUGUGCGAGCCAAGCAUGUGCCAUGGUGGUUCCAGUUGGCACAGGGUUGCGCAGAGACGCCUACUGCUGCUUUGUUGGACUUCUUGCCUACCUGCUACUACCCCUUGUCGGUGGAGUUCACGUUCCCAGCAGCCGUGCCGUCGUCAAGAGGGCGGCUGACAUCGUUAUCGUGGUUGAUGGCGGCGCCAGCGACAGACCAUUACGAUCUCGAGGUGUGUACUCUUCUUGCACUCACCACAACAACUGCUCGGACUACUACGCCAUCUGCAACUUCACCUUGCACUUAUGUGUGUGUCCUGGAGGAUACAGCCAUAGCCACGUUUGUGUGUACAUGGGUGGCCCACCGGACAGCGUUGGCAUCUACCAGGUGACUCUAGUUGUGGCUGCCGUCUUCAUGGUUGUAGUGUUUUCUGUCUUUGUCGCAUGCGUUGUUAAAAGGACGUGCGAGCGCUCCAGAGACCUUGCAGAGAGGAUGCGAGAGCUGUCUGCGGAUGUGUACACGGUCCCCGCUGAGUUCGAGGGCUUGGAGAGGCCGCCCUCUUACACUGAAAUCGUCAAGAUUGACAACAUGGUGUACGGCGUGCCACCACCCGACUACUCGGCAGUGGGUCAGCCGACGGACCUCGAAGCGCCAUCGCUGCCUCCCCGAAGGACGGCGCUGCCGGCUCUUGUGUGGCAGGCGGCCUCUCGAAGGACGCGUGCCGACGAGUGCUCCGUUGCACACGGCGACUGUGGCGGAGCCACCUGAAUGUGCGCUUCCUUGCACCGCGGCAGCUUUGUCCCUCUUGACGGUCGUGGCUGACGGAACCGACUUUCAGCUAAAUAAUUUUAAUAGCCGUAAUCAGUAGGUGUGGAAAAUUUCGAAUUGAAUAGUCACUAGCGCAUACCAAAUAAUUUUCGAAUGAUUAGCGCCGACGGUAGAGCCGCAAAGGAAUGAAACGUUGGAACAACGAGGCGUCACAUUUGUUGUUUUUAAUCAUUAUCUGCCAAAGUGCAUGCAGCCCAAGCUUUUGCGGGACUAUCGACGCUGUGUCGAUCACUGGGCGAAGGCGUUCUUGGUUGAAACUUGAAUACUCUAGUCACUGCUGUAUUUCACCCUACAGUUCUAGUCGCUGCUCUAUUCGAGCUUACCUCACUUUACGUAAUUGUGGUAUUUUCUUUUUCUCGGUUAAAGGUAAUCUUAAAGUUUCGUUGGUAAAAUAUGCGAAUAUUUGUUUAAAAUCAAAUUUUGUGCAGUUCUAGAGCUGUCUUGAAAACGGUUGCCUUGCUAUUCGAAAACGCUUCGGAUAGUAAUCGUUCUAAAGUUCACUAUUCGCGCACUCCGCUUGUUCAGCCGUUCAGCGUAUGGCAAGAGCUACAAAUGCGGUACGUCAAGAGUUUCUCGAGAAAGCUCCCGAGACCGCACACUGUCGUGCAUCGAAGACUGAUUCUUCACAUAGGAGGGCUGCUGACUGUUUUGCCAUUACUGCACACGUCACCUUUCUUUGUUUUAAGCUUCAACGAAUAAAUAAAUAAAUAAAUACAGCAUAU